Molecule: messenger RNA, 2355 nt
Organism: Dermatophagoides pteronyssinus (European house dust mite)
Lineage: Eukaryota; Metazoa; Arthropoda; Arachnida; Sarcoptiformes; Pyroglyphidae
Product: DNA repair protein RAD16-like
Source: RefSeq, a predicted model, not a curated record
AUGUCGAAUGAGUUGAAACAAGACUUUGUGAAUUUUUGUUUAGAAUAUUGUCAUGGCUUGAAAGCUUUGUCAGAAAAAGACCAAAAUGAAUUUUUUGAAGCUGCAAUACAACCUGUUCAGACCGUUGAGAUGGAUGAUGAAUCUCUAUUUAAAUGCGAAGCCCAACCAAUAAGUUACGUAGAAGGCUUACACUGUGAUUUAUUCAAAUUUCAGCAAGAAGGUUUAGGAUGGAUGGUUCAGCAAGAAGCUGAUUUCAAGUUCGGCGGCGGUAUUCUGGCCGACGAAAUGGGUAUGGGUAAAACGAUUCAAACGAUUUCUCUUCUUCUCUAUAAUAAAUUUUCAAGCACUGAAGCUAACCAAACUGUUAAAGAAAUAGAAAAAAACUCGUAUGCAACAUUAAUUGUAUGCCCUGUCGGCGCAGUGUAUCAAUGGAAAUCUGAAUUAGAGAAAUUUGCGCCGUCUUUAAAAGUAUUAGUAUAUCACGGUCCAAAUCGAAGUUUAGAGGUGAACAACUUUGGUUCUGUUGAUGUUGUAAUCACUAAUUAUAAUUGUCUAGAAGUCGAAUAUAGAAAAGUUGCUGAUAAAACGAAAGUAGUUUGUCCAAAUUGUGGUCGCAAAUAUCUUCCUAAAAAUUUAGUUAUUCAUUUAAAAUACAUGUGUGGGCAGAAUGCGCGAAAGACAAGCGCUCAAGCUAAACAAGAACGAAAAGUUAUAUCGGGAGUAGAUUUCCAAAAUAAGACUCCUACCAUCAGUAAUAUAUAUAAAGAAAUUUUAGUCAAGGCUGGGCGAAUGGAUGAAUUAGAAGAACUUAACGCUGUGCCUUGGUUAGGCAGUAAAAAUUCGAAUGGAAAUAGGUUGAAGAAAAUACGAACUGAAGCAACAGGAGUAACAGACUCUGAAGUUCUCGACGCUAUUGAUGAUUACGACACUCCUUUGUCUGAAAACUCUUCUGAUGCGGUUUUUUUUGAUUCUGAGUCCUCAGCACUUGAGUAUUCUGAUGUUUCAGAUUCUGAAAUAGUCGAUUCGGCUAAAGCUGAAAGUAAAGUAGUAGAACAGAAUUUGAACAAUUUAACUAUGAAACAGCUAAGUUAUUACAUUGAGGUUUUUGGAAUAAAUGUAACAUCAACCGGAAAGAAAAAGCCUCUUAAAGUUGACUGUGUAAAAGCAUUAAUGGCUUAUAUGGAAGAAUACAUGAAUGUUACUAAAACUAAGGUAAUACGACCUGAUGAAGAAAUUGAUUUAUCUUCUAGCCCUCUCCAUAUAUAUCCUUGGCGCAGAAUAGUACUGGAUGAAGCUCAUCGUAUAAAGAACUUGACCAACAACACUUCAAGAAGCGCGAUGGCGCUAAAGUGUGUCGGUACUAAGUGGUGCUUGACUGGUACUCCGUUGCAAAACAGAAUAGAAGAACUUCACGCAUUGCUCAGAUUUCUAGAAUAUUACCCGUAUGGUUAUUACUUUUGUAAUCGUCCAAAAUGUGGUUGUAUGCUCAGCGAUCAUGUAUUCAACGAGAAAUCCGCUUGUUUAGCGUGUCACCAUACUAGAAUAAAUCAUUACAGUUUUUUUACAAAGACUAUUACAAAACCAAUAAUAAACCACGGUUCUAUCGGGGCAGGUUACACAGCGCUCGUUACUCUGCGAAACCAAGUAAUUAGUAGGCUAAUGCUACGUAGAACUAAAGUUGAACGAGUAGAAGAUAUAAAACUUCCGCCUUUGAUCAUUAAAAUAGACAAACGAAAACUUUCCGCCCCGGAAAUGGAUUUUUAUACUGCGAUAUAUGCUAAAACUCAGGUCGAGUUCAACUGCUUCGUCGAAAAAGGUACAGUGUUACACAACUUUGCUCACAUUUUCGACUUGCUGAGCCGAUUAAGACAAUCAGUUAAUCAUCCUUAUUUGAUAAUUCACAGCGAUCUUAAUCAAAGACAGCUGCCAUCUAAAAAGCUAAUCGAGUUUGCUUUCAAGCGUGAAGGAAUCCAAUGUGUGACAUACACAGGAUCUCUUACUGUGGACGCGCGUCGCUCUAUGAUCAACGAAUUUAUCUUAAAUAAAAAUAUAAAUGUAAUCUGUAUUUCCCUUAAAGCAGGUGGAGAAGGUUUAAAUUUACAGGUUGCAAGUCAAAUUUUUAUUAUGGAUCCGUGGUGGAACCCCGCUUCAGAGUUGCAAGCUAUUCAACGGGCGCAUAGAAUAGGGCAAACCAGGCCCGUACACGCUUACAGAAUAAUAGCAGAAGAUACAAUUGAGGAACGUAUCCUGCAGCUCCAAGAGAAAAAACAACUAGCGUUCGAUGGCACUAUUGGAAACAACAAUAAUUCGUUCCAAAAAUUAAACGCAGAUGAUAUUCGCUUUUUGUUUCAAUAA